AUGACAUCACUGACUCAGAAUGCUAAAUAUCUUACACAACAUUACAAGUUAGUACCUGUCCCACUUUACCUACCAGUCAACUUUGGCGUUCUCACACCUAAGGUCCGCGUCAGCGGACAGGGAAGGGUCCGGUCUUGUGCUGUCACUCACCCAGCCGGCCUGCCCCGCCCGCCGCCGCCGCCUGUCUCCCACCCAGCCUUAGCUCAGCGGUACCAGCCAGACAGGAAGGAUGCCGGAACCCACCUGCACCGAGCUCUUAGGGGUGCACGACUGAGAAGGGCAGCCGCCCAGCGAUUUCUACAUCCGGGGCGCGGGGUUGGAGGGUACCGCUGUGAAGGAGCACUUCCGGCUCUGCACCACUCCGCCGCCAAAGCGGCGCUCACGGAGACAGCACACCGCGAGGUCGCUGCUGCCCUCUACUGGCUGCUUCUCUCCCGGAGAUCGGCUCAAAGUGCGAUCUCUGCUCCUGGAAGAAAAGGAAGCUCCUCCAGGGUUCAAAGGGAGGAGAAGGCUUUUGUUCCAAAAUUUGACAAGGUUCCUUGGCUUAGUGAGGCCAGCCUGGUAAACAAGCCCUUGGUACUCAGCCUCCCUGGAAGAUAUCCCGCCUCUGCCACUAUUCUGACUUUACCUAGGAAGGACAUGGAUUUGCAGAAUUUCCUUCAAGUUCCAGAUGCUAUGUCAAAGGCCAGAAAGAACGGGCAUGAAAAUCUGUUACCCAGGAACAAGCAACUAUACUCCACGUAUCGAGAAGUGAAAACGGUACAGCCAAAAAACUUCACAAUCCCAGACUAUGAAGAGAAAUCAUCCUCCCAGAAUUCUGUGAAUCACAGAGUGAUGUUCAUUCAUCAUCCCCAUGUCCAGCAGUUUAAUCAGUGCUACCACAAAACAGAGAGCAUUGGCUACAGACUGCCCAUUAUGGGCCCCAGGACUGCUAUCUUCCACGGGCUGCUGUCAAGUGCCUACCAUACUCCUCAGGAGACUCAACACCUCUCCUUUCCCAGAAACAAACGAAUGAUGAAGACAAUGAAGCAGGGAGUGGUCAAAGAUAAUUACCCCCAAAUGUUCAGGGAAGAGACCACGUCUCCAAGCAGUUCUGAUACUUCUUCAUUCCCAUAGUCUUCGUAUCUCCUGAAAGAUGAAUCAUUUUUCCUUCCUACAUGAUGCUAUUCUAGCUCUUACCACUUUCUCCUAAAGACAAAAUGGCUUAAUUUACAUAAAUAUAAAGAUUUAUUGACUAACACAGAAUGUGGUAAGUGUGCCUUGUAUUAUUUUUGCUGAAGAUUUUAAUGCAUGUUAUAAUAAAUGACAAUCUUCUCUUCAUAAGUCAUGGGUUUUUCCAUGAAAGUCAUUUAGCCCAUUCUUUCAUGUAGGAGGACCAGGGGUGGCUCCUGGAGCCCUCUAUGAAUUUAUGUUAUUAGUAAUCAUAGAGAAAGGGGAGAAAAAUCUCCUUUUUUCUUUCAGUUAAUCUCAUGGAUAACAGGGGACACUAUGAUGUCAUAACUGGCAAAUGAUUACUUGUUGCAAUCCCUAGUCACAGGAACUGUGCCCCAUCUUUCCUUCUGUGUCUCCUUGCAUAUUAAUCAAGUGUUCAGCCAGUCUUUGCUUGUAUUUUAUAGUGAGGUUAUUUUUAUAUGAAAAUGCAUGCUUCCAGUUCUGUGCUGAUCUGUAUGUACACAGUGUGAAGAUCACAAAAGAUAAUUCCAAGCUUGCAGAUACUAUAUUCAUGGUCAUAUAUGUUCUGAGCCAAGUUUCAAGAGGCUUUAUAUAAAAAAAAGCCCUUCUGUUUCUUAGGAAGCAACUGCCUAGUGGAAAGCUACCCCCUGACUAAAUGGAUGCUAGACCAACCUAUGAGACACAACCUGUGCCAACCACUUUUGAAGAAUGGAGUUAAAAGAUCUCAGAUAAAUGAGCCAGUGUCCAAAUCGAACUCAAUAAA
Cricetulus griseus (Chinese hamster) is the source of this 1936-nucleotide messenger RNA. Lineage: Eukaryota; Metazoa; Chordata; Mammalia; Rodentia; Cricetidae. The record is from RefSeq and is a predicted model, not a curated record.